GACAUUCAACUUAUGACAAUUUGACAGCUUUCCUAACCUUACUUUAUAAUUUCGAUAUUUUAAAUGAAUUGUAUUUGAAAAACGGCGACUUGAAAAGCACAAAUGUUGCAGAAAAGUGUCUUUGGAUUCUUAUGUCAAGUGAGGAAUCUCAACUGUCAUUCGGCUAGUAUUACCAGACCCCAUAGAUUAACAUACAAGCGGGGGUACCCUACGGUUCUCGUUUAUCCAGAUGGGUCAAGCAUUAAAAUUAGUUACCAUGAACCUAGACAAAUAAUAAAGUUGCCUUUAAACAUUUGGACUUUGAGUGAAGCCGAACGUAAAGCAAAACUCGAAUCCCGUAAACCAAAGAAAAAGGUAAAAUUUGUCGACGAUUUCGAAGACACGUAUGAUGCGAACAAAUACUUAAAAUAUCUGAAGAAGAAGUGAUUAGAUAACAUUAUGUAGCGAUUGUUUUAAUAAAUCAAAUUACAUUAUUCA
Zophobas morio is the source of this 477-nucleotide messenger RNA. RefSeq names its product large ribosomal subunit protein mL55 (gene mRpL55). Gene Ontology annotation, molecular function: structural constituent of ribosome. The transcript is spliced from 2 exons. Bases 103 to 426 code for a protein of 107 amino acids. Gene Ontology annotation, biological process: translation. Gene Ontology annotation, cellular component: mitochondrial large ribosomal subunit. The record is from RefSeq and is a predicted model, not a curated record. NCBI's taxonomy places the organism in Eukaryota, Metazoa, Arthropoda, Insecta, Coleoptera, Tenebrionidae.